Molecule: messenger RNA, 2966 nt
Organism: Thrips palmi
Lineage: Eukaryota; Metazoa; Arthropoda; Insecta; Thysanoptera; Thripidae
Exons: 10
Coding region: 124-2295 (723 amino acids)
Biological process (GO): apoptotic process involved in development; phosphatidylserine exposure on apoptotic cell surface; engulfment of apoptotic cell
Cellular component (GO): plasma membrane
Source: RefSeq, a predicted model, not a curated record
GUUCUGCUGAUUAUGGCGUCCGCAUCAAAUCUCUCCUCAGACUACCUGUUGAAUGUGUCAGCUCAAUUCUGCUUUUUAUGAUUAUUCUGAUCCCACUGGUAAAGGAAGUAUUGUGCCAUCCAGAUGGGAGCUGACCAUGAGUUCCUUCCACUAUGUGAUGUGCUAUUUAACAUUAUCUCUCUUGCGGGCUACUUUUGCGAUGUCGUGUUCGAUCUCGUGAUGAGCUAUGCCCUUUACUGCCGAGGAGAUAUUCAGUGGUUUGCUUUGUCUUUGUCUUUCAUUCUUGUUUCAUUGCUUGCAAGUCAGGUUGUGUCAGUGAGGUGGUACCUUCGUGCAUCAUGGCGAAAUGGGAUAUUAGAGAAAGGCGAUGUCAGCACAUCGACUGCUGAGUCGGGCACUCUAUCAGAGGGGAAAAGAAUCAUUAGAUAUUUGGUGAUUACCCUUCAUUUUCUACAAUUUGGUGUGUUGUGGAGAUAUUUUAAACUUUUUAUUCCAAUUGACUUACGAUUUGUCAAACAUGAGGUUCGAGAGCUUUGCCUCUUACGACUUGUUCAUGCCUUUGUGGAAGCUGCACCAAUGCUUCUCCUCCAACUCUAUUUACUGUGGCAGAGUGAUCAGCCAAAAGAAUUCUCAGACUUGAAUAUGGUCUCGACUGUUCUCUCAUUAUUUUCUGUCUGUUGGGCUCUUGCUUCUUUCAGCAAGAAUGUCCGCCUGCAUAAUAUCCACAGACUGGUGCUCACAUGGCUUGGAGUUAUUUUCCAAUUUUUUUGGAGACUCGGCACAGUGUGGUCAAGAAUGACAGCCCUUGCAAUUUAUGCCACUUUGUAUGGCUACUGGGUUCUUGUAGUCAUUGGGCUACAUUGGAUGUGUAUGUUUUUGUGGCUCAUUUCGCCAAAGCAUGCUUUCUAUGGUGAACAGCUGCCUAGAGUUCGUAAACUUGUAUUCUCAGCCCUGGUUGGAUUCAUAUAUGUGUUUGCAUUCAUAAAUUUGCAAGAGUCUAACCAUCGACAAAAAAUGGCUAUUUUCUACAUCAUCAUGUUUCUUGAAAAUUCUCUGCUCGUAGCUGUCUGGCUUGUGGGGAUUUGGUCUGAUCCUCCAUGGUACAAAACAACAGUGCCUCUCUUAGUUUUUUCAACCUUUUUUGGUGGACUCUCUUUUAUGGCCCUGUAUUAUCGGUAUUUCCAUGUACGGAGACUCAAUUAUGAUGCUCCCAGUUAUCACAAUGGCACUGUUAAGUCUGGCACCAUUGGAUCUUCACAAGGAAAGGAUAUGGAUGGUUCUUCUACAAGAUACUCUAGUGGUGGAAGUGGCCAAGUCAGUUCCUCAAAUGAAAAGAAAAAUCAAUAUUCAAGGAGACUCACUGGAGCCAGGGGACUUCCUAUUCCAGGUGUUUUUAACUGUAGGUUUGCUAAUGCAUCUGCAAGUUCAGUCGCUGCAGCAGCAUUGAAGAGGAAGAAAAAGAAGCCUACAACUUUUGUACCGCCUCCCUCUAUUGGCUCUGUAAGUGGCAGGAGCAGAGAGGAUGGGGAGGGAGGUGAUGAUGACCGUUGUUUAUUACAGCCUGAUGCUAUACCUUUCUGGUGCAGACCUCUCUCUCGACAAUAUAACCAGCAGGGUGGCUCAAGUGAAAAUGAAAGUAGCUGUGCUCGAGCAGAUAUCCAACAAAAGCUGCAAGAAAAGAAACAGAAACAGUUAGCAGAACUGAGAGUUAUUGAGGAGGAAAUUUUACAAGGGAAACUUCAACGCCGCGAAACCGCCGGGCCAACCCCGCAGCCGGUUCGCCAACCAGCUCCUUACACAAAACGUCAUCGGGCGCACACCCCAGAAAUACUGCUAGCUCCACGCUUUUUACAUUUGUAUAGGCUUCCUGAGGCUGUCAACUUAGGCAAUGUUCCAAAUAACAACCACAGCCAUGUGGUGCUGGCUAUGCCCUCUUCGCCCGACUGUGGAGACAGAUGUGCCAGUCCCAUCGACGGUUUACCUCAGAGAGUGCCGCCUCAAAGAGCUCCAUCAGACAUGGAGUCACAGAUCUCCUUGCCUCGUUCAUACACUCUACCCAGACAGUUUAAGUAUUAUCGGCAGGGCAAAACUCGAAAGACCUUGAGGUCAGAUCAUUUUGUUGCCUCAACUAAUUCAAGUGAUGGUGAUGUAGAUUCCGGUGAUGAAAAUGACUCAGAGGAUAGCUCUCCACAAGAGAAUGAAACAAUGCCACAGCGCCCUGUUCUACGCCUACGACCACCACCGUUUCCUUUACGAGGCUACCAAGGACCUGCUAAACAUGAAACUAAGUUAUGAUACAAUACAAUGACAGCCAGCUUUUCAAACUAUUGCCAAUGUAAUUUUUGUACUUAUUAUUUUUUUAUCUUACUUGUACAGUAUUGUAUGGAUUAGCUGCAGAAGAUACAGAGGCAUCAUCUAUUUUCUGUUACUACUAUUUUUGCAGCUUUUAGGUUUUAUAUGUUCACAUGACAUAUUUUUUUAAUGUCUUAAGCUCAUUAACAACAUCUUAUUACUUUAGACUAAUGAAGCUUCUGGCUGUGAUCUUUUAAUAUUUUUUAUAUAAGUAUAUACACUUUAUAUAUUGUUUCAAAGUGAAGGUAACUUAAGUGCCAGAAUGAAAUGUUCUUAGAUCUGAUUCAAAGAGGGUGUUAGCUGUUCUCAGUUUCUCAAGAGAAGGGUGCAGACUGUUCUUUGUAUUUUCUCAAAUGUGCAAGACUGAUGAUGUUUUACUUUUACUCUUCUCCACUUAGUUCAUCUUCAUCAUCAGAAGUGAGAGUGACCAAAAACCCUUAAUUCACAGUGGUUAUGGUUAUGUAUGAAGAGCUAUUUUUCUAUCAUUGUUCAUUUUCUGUUUUAAUUUUAGCUUUUAGGUUAGAGAAAAUUUUGUUUGCCAUGGUUGUGAAAGUAUACAACAAAUAUUUAUUUUUUUAAACAACACAAAAUAAAAACUAUGUAUGAUAACAGUA